AUAUGAGACACUUGGGCUUGUGGAUCUGGUGGUCAUUGGUGACCACCAAUCGUCAUCUCCCCUUCUCUCUGCUUAACAAUUGGAGUUUUUUAAUUGAACAUGUCUGCAACGGCCAUUGCGUUCGUUUCAACCCCAACUUCUCUCAAUUCAACGCACUUGUCCACUAAAUACACUAAUAAAAUCCUAUUCACUUCCAUAUCCACACCCACCUGUAAUAACUCUAAAACCACAUUUUCUAUACACUAUGGAUCGGUUAAUCGAAGCUCCAAGCUUACUGGAUUCAAGUCGUUUUCUUCUCCUGUUAUGGAGUGGCAGGAUUGCACGGUUAAAAUGGAAAUCGAUGUGCCUGUUUCGGUUGCUUACAAGUGUUACUCUGACCGCGAAUCAAUUCCACGUUGGAUGCCCUUUAUUUCAUCUGUGAAGAUACUGGAAGACAAACCGGACCUCUCAAGAUGGUCGCUCAAGUAUAAAGCAUUUGGUCGUGAUAUUGAAUUCUCAUGGCUUGCUAGAAAUAUGCAGCCAACUCCAAAUCAGAAAAUUCACUGGAGAUCUCUGGAAGGUCUUCCUAACAGAGGUGCUGUUCGAUUCUUUCCUAAAGGUCCCGGAUCAUGUAUAGUAGAACUAACGAUUUCAUACGAAGUUCCUCAACUUUUGGUUCCUGUUGCAUCAGCACUGCAGCCUUUCCUUGAGAGCUUACUCAUACGUGGUUUGGAAAGAUUUGCAACAUUUGCAAAAAGUAAUUAUGCAAGCUGAACCCUAUGCUCUCAACUAGCUGAAGUGCUAAUGUACUGUCCUUUCGUGUGUAAGGAUCAGGCGAUGAAUUUAAUUAUCAGGCUUCUACAAAUGGGAUUUUCGUAAGAAGGUGUAAGGAAGCUAUGUGUAUGAAUCAUGAACUGUAAUAAGUGUCAUUAAAAUAACACCAAGUGGCUUCGGAAUAUUCUGCCUCCUAAA
Molecule: messenger RNA, 951 nt
Organism: Jatropha curcas
Lineage: Eukaryota; Viridiplantae; Streptophyta; Magnoliopsida; Malpighiales; Euphorbiaceae
Product: Polyketide cyclase / dehydrase and lipid transport protein
Source: RefSeq, a predicted model, not a curated record